GGAUCAUGUAUUAUGUGUUAUGUAUCCUCCACACAUUAUUAUAUAGCACAAUAUAUGCUGCAGAAUACAAAGUCUUUGAUGAGUCAGGAUUAGCAAUUGGAUCAUUUCAGUACCAAACAAAAAUUGUUAAAAGAGACAUAGUGAAACCAGGAACAAAAACAAUAGUUGCUCAAGAUAACCACACAUAUUACAACUCUAAAGUAUUCACAAAUAGUAGUGCCUGGGUUGAAUUAGACCCUGAGAUUUCACAGCUUAACAAAGAAACACUGCACGAUGGUCUUUCUAGUACCUUCAGAUAUGCUUAUAAUAUACGACUUCCAUUUUCUUUUCCAUUUUACGGUAUUCCCCUAACUUCCAUCACACCCACCACUGGAGGUUUCAUAUUUGUGGGCGAGCUGAUCCACAACCAGCUCACAGCUACGCAGUACAUCGCCCCGCUCAUGGCAGAGUUUAACCCCUCUCUUAGCAACGACUCUCACGUGUUUUAUCACAUCUCAGAUACACGAGCGAUUGUACAGUGGGAUAAUGUGUACGUGCACUCUCAUCGUAAUCCUAACGAUCCAAAUGCAGAGAAAGAUAUGCCGUUCAGUUUCCAAGCACAAUUGUACAUCAACGGUGACAUUAUUUUUGCUUACAAACAGGUCCCUUUCUCAGUAGACAGUAUUGAUGAUGACUCUCAUUACGUUAAGAUUGGAAUUUCUGAAGCAUUCUACGAGGUCGACACCAAACAUGGUAUGACGGUGACCUAUAUCCACGAAUACCACAAAGUUGAUGUACCGUUUGAGCACAUAACGGUGGGCUCCGAAGUUAUGCUCAACGCUCUCACCACUUGCGCCACCGCACAGAGUUGUGCAGCUUGUGCAACGUUAGAGACUACAUUUAACUGUAGUUGGUGCCCAAACGUGCAACAGUGCAGUGACGGAACAUCUCGCUGGAAACAGAACUGGAUAACAGGAAAGUGUAACGAGCCUGACAACUCCGUUACACAGGCUACGGAGUGUCCCAAUGAGAGCGAGGCUGCUUUACCUCCUAAAACUGAUAAAGGGGGAUCCGAAGUUACGCUCAACUCUCUCACCAACUCACCAAAACUCACCAGCUCACCACAACGAGCGUACGAGAUGGUGUUAUGCCAGGAAUCUAAAACAGCUAUAGUGUGCUCAGGAGCAGACACCCUUAUGAUAGAGGAGGCCAGCUUCAGCAGAAUGAAUUAUCACGGGUCCUUCUGUGAAAGCUCCAAAUCUCCAAACGGAAACAAGAAGUGUGCGUAUGAUAACAACAUGGUUAAAGAAAAGGUCUCAGAGAUGUGCAACCACAAAACCAAGUGUUUUGUCCAAGCUACUCAAACAUUCUUUGGUUCGGACCCGUGCCCUGGAGCUGAUAAGACGCUCAAUAUCUACUACAAGUGUAGCGGUUCGAACACAGCAGUUAGAGCCCUGAUAGGAUUCAUUGUAACUCUGAUCCUCCUUAUUGUUAUGAUAUUUGUGGGGUGGUCAGUGUACGCUUACAGGAACCCAACAACCCCCAGUGGACUGUGGCUUAUCAAGUACGGAAGAUUCUGGAAGUCGAGAGCGUACAAGGAAGACACGACCGAGUCUGGUAUUUAGACAGACGUUCACCGCUGCUUUUCUUCUGCAGUUGUUCAAUUCUUCAAGACGUAUUCAGGAGCGAUCCACGCUCUGCCCUAUUGUCAACCGUGAAUGAAGAAAAUUCGUGAUGACUCCCCGACCCGGAUGAUAAUUAACAAAUUCGUUAUGUAUCAUUAUUAGCUGGUAGAAUAAGUUUACUUUUCCCAAUUUGUGCAAAGUUAUAGUUUUUCUUUGGUUGAUGAACAAUAAGAUGCUUUAGUUAUUAAAUUAAUAAAUUAUCAGAGCAUGUUAGAACCACAACAUGUCUUUUGUUCAGAGUUCAGAUUUUAGCUUUUCAGACUGCUCAGUGUGUUGAAUGAUAAUUAUAAAAUAUUUCGUUGUUAUUUUUAUUUUUGUUACUAUGUAUUAGUAUGUAGGAAGAGAUUGUACAGCAUGUAUUGUUCAAGAGGAAGUAAAAUCGCCCUGACGGCAGCAGUAAAGACGAUAAUUUCCACUUUUGUCCACAUUUUUGAUAUGCGAGACUGUUGCCAAAGGGUUACUUUAUGAAAAUGUAAACUUUUGUGUUUAUUAUAUUUUGCGAGUCAAUGUACAUGAAAGGCAAAGUUGUAAAAUUUCGGCGUGUCUCCUUCUCAAUGGUUGUCUUACAAAAACCACUGAUCUUGAAAAAAACACAAAUAAAUGGCUAUACGGUUUUUAAAAGACCGUCUGAUGGAUCAGAUAGUGGAGACUAGUCGAACUUUUCAAAUUUUUUCCCAUAUAAUUCUAACAUAUGUAUGUCCGUGCCCUGUUUUAGAUUUUAAUUCUUGGCAGAGUCUCAAUCCUUUUUUAAAACCAGAUUCGGGUUCAGUAACUUUUUAAUUUUUGUUGGUGUGAUCUAAAAGUAGACAGAAUUGCUCGUUUUAUUUGUGAAAGUGUGCUUAUUUUCUCCAAGCCGUUCAACGUGAGCUGGUUUUACAAUGUUCUAUUGAAAACAGACUGUUAUUCAGUAUUCACUGGUCGCCUUAGCUAGAUUCUUACUAGAUAAUUAUCUAAACAUAUGCUGUUAGUUGUAAGUCAGUGUUAUAGUUUCUUUAAUUAACGAACCUCCAUCCAUAUUGUAAUAUAGGUAAUGCUCGCAUUUGAUGUAUGAGUGUUUGUGAGCAUCUGUGGUUUUAGAAAAUCCAAACUGUUAAUUUAAAUAAAUAUUGGAUGAGUCUUCAAUUUAUUUCCCCAUAUUAGGUAGAAUACCCCCAUACUAUAUUUCUGCUCAAAUUACAUAUUCUGUAGAUUUGUACUUAAAGGAACCAUCAA
This is a messenger RNA of Bolinopsis microptera, 2876 nucleotides long. RefSeq names its product plexin domain-containing protein 1-like. The coding region runs from base 6 to 1604 and encodes 532 amino acids. The record is from RefSeq and is a predicted model, not a curated record. The transcript is spliced from 17 exons. Gene Ontology annotation, molecular function: carbohydrate binding. Lineage: Eukaryota; Metazoa; Ctenophora; Tentaculata; Lobata; Bolinopsidae.